Messenger RNA from Purpureocillium lilacinum, 2121 nucleotides. RefSeq lists its product as uncharacterized. Gene Ontology annotation, cellular component: cytoplasm. Gene Ontology annotation, molecular function: metalloexopeptidase activity; dipeptidyl-peptidase activity. The record is from RefSeq and is a predicted model, not a curated record. Gene Ontology annotation, biological process: proteolysis. Lineage: Eukaryota; Fungi; Ascomycota; Sordariomycetes; Hypocreales; Ophiocordycipitaceae.
AUGAACGCCACCGACCUUACCCACUACCUGGCCGACUCCCCGCCCGCCGUCGUCCGUCUUGAGAUCGAGAAGCACUUUGAGGCCCUCAACGACAAGCAGAAGCGCUAUGCGCACUUCAUCAGCCAGGCCUGCUUCGCGGGCACCCGCAUCGUGCUCCGACAGCUGUCGCCCGAGGCCGAGUCCAUCUAUGACUUGAUUCUCGCGCUGCACAGGAGCUGCAAUGGCGAAUGGAAGGCCCUGGCGAGCAAGGCCGGUGUCGAACAGGCCGAGAUCGACCACUUCCUCGACUACGCCGCCAUGUUCCUGGGCAACAUGGGCAACUACAAGAGCUUCGGAGACUCCAAGUUCAUCCCUCGCUGCAGCGAGAAGUCCGUCGCUGCCCUGGCUGCCACCAGCCCCGAGGCCAGCAAGUUUUACGAGGCCACCGGUGGCGCCAUCUUCAGCUCCGACAAGCAGGCUCUCAUGCACCUCGGCUUCCCUGACGCCGGUCACUUGAGCGAAUACUACCCUGGUUCGCCUGACAUCACCAAGGCAGAGAUCGAGGCUGUCUCGGCCUGGAUGGAGGCCAAGAACUUGCUCCCAGAGAACACGAGACUGCGCAAGGCAGGCGAUACCUUUGAGAUUCUCAUUGCUUCAUCAGCCACGUCGGUCCCGUCCAGCGGCGGCGACAUCGGCAAGGACACCUCCUUCACCGUUGAGGACGGGCCGUUGAAGGGCAAGACGAUCAAGCUCGUGUACGGAGACUACAGCAAGGAGAUGGCGGCCAUCGCGAAAAACACCCAGAAGGCUGCCGAGAACGCCGACAACGAGACUCAGAAGAGCAUGUACACCAACUACACGGAUUCCUUUGCCAACGGAUCCCUCGAGGCGUACAAGAACGCUCAGCGUGACUGGAUCAAGGACAAGGGACCCAUGGUCGAGUCCAACAUCGGCUUUGUCGAGACCUACAGAGACCCUGCCGGCGUUCGCGGCGAGUGGGAGGGGUUCGCUUCCAUGGUGAACCUCGAACGCACCCGGGCCUUUAAGGCUCUUGUUGAGAAUGCGCCCAAGCUCAUUCCUCUCUUGCCUUGGGGCAAGGAUUUUGAGAAGGACAAGUUCCUCUCCCCCGACUUCACGUCACUGGAGGUCAUGACCUUCAACGGAUCCGGUAUUCCUGCUGGCAUCAACAUCCCCAACUACGACGAUAUCCGCCAAACCGAGGGCUUCAAGAACGUGUCGCUGGGCAACGUCCUGAGCGCCAAGGCGCCCAACGAGAAGAUUCCAUUCAUUCGCGAGGAGGACGACGAGCUCUUCCGGAAGUACCGCGACGCCGCCUUUGAGGUCCAGGUCGGCCUUCACGAGCUGACUGGCCACGGUUGCGGCAAGCUUCUGCAGGAGACCGCCCCUGGCGUCUUCAACUUCGACAAGGACAACCUGCCCGUCAGCCCCGUCACCGAGAAGCCCAUCACCACCUGGUACAAGCCUGGCCAGACGUGGGGUUCCGUCUUUGGCAGCAUCGCCGCGUCGUACGAAGAGUGCAGGGCAGAGCUCGUCGCCAUGCAUCUCAGCUGCGAGUUCGAGGCCCUCAAGAUCUUUGGUUUCGGCGACGGCAACGUUGACAUUGACGGCGAGGCCGGCGAUGUCCUGUAUGCCUCGUAUCUCGGCAUGGCUCGCUCUGGUCUCGGCUCUCUCGAGAUGUGGGAUCCCAAGAGCCAGAAGUGGGGUCAGGCUCACAGCCAGGCUCGCUUCUCCAUCCUGAAGUGCUUCCUCGAGGCUGGUGAUGACUUCUGCAAGCUCGACUAUACCAAGGACGACCUGUCCGACUUGACCAUCAAGCUCGACCGCUCCAAGAUCCUCACUGCCGGCCGCGACGCCGUCGCCAAGUACCUCCAGAAGGUGCACGUCUACAAGUCCACUGCCGACGUCGAGACGGGCACCAAGUUCUACGUCGACAUGACCACCGUCGACCCGGACUUCUGGGGCACCAAGGUCCGCAAGGUCGUCCUCGAGAACAGGCAACCCCGCAAGGUCUUCGUCCAGGCCACCACGUCCCUGGACGAAGCGUCGGGCACCGUCUCGAUCAAGCACUACGAGGCUUCGCCGGUGGGCAUGAUCCAGAGCUGGGUGGACAGGAACCUGUAG